AUGAGUGCAAGAAUUACUCAAGUAGGCAACUUGGAGAAUGUUUUUGAAGAUGAUUCGAAUUCAAAGGGAACUAACAGUAGUACAGUUGGGGGUUUUGAUAUGGAACAAGUGAAGGCUGGAUUGCCAGAUGAAAUGGUGAAAAGGAUUCCUCCAUGGACAAAGCAGAUCACUUUCCGAGGAGUAAUUGCUAGCAUCAUGAUUGGGAUCAUUUACAGUGUGAUAGUGAUGAAGCUGAAUCUCACCACAGGACUGGUCCCUAAUCUCAAUGUAUCAGCUGCACUCCUUGCCUUUGUGUUUAUUCAGACAUGGACAAAGCUGCUUCAGAAGGCCAAUUAUGUUUCUGCCCCUUUCACCCGGCAAGAGAACACAAUCAUUCAGACUUGUGCAGUUGCUUGCUAUAGCAUUGCUGUUGGAGGUGGUUUUGGAUCUUAUCUACUGGGCUUAAACAAAAGCACAUAUCUACAAGCUGGAGUUGAUACUGAGGGAAAUGUAGCAGGGAGCUACAAGGAACCUGCACUUGACUGGAUGAUUGGUUUCCUUUUUGUCACCAGCUUUGUUGGCCUUUUGGCUUUGGUUCCUCUUCGAAAGAUCAUGAUAAUUGACUACAAAUUAACAUAUCCUAGUGGAACCGCAACUGCAGUCCUCAUCAACGGCUUCCACACUCCCAAGGGAGACACCAAUGCCAAAAAACAGGUUAGGGGUUUUGUGAAAUUCUUCUCCAUUAGUUUCCUGUGGGGCAUGUUUCAGUGGUUCUACACUGGUGGGGAGAAUUGCGGCUUCAUUGAGUUUCCAACCUUUGGAUUGAAAGCUUGGAAACAGACAUUCUUUUUUGAUUUUAGCACGACGUAUGUUGGGGCAGGGAUGAUCUGUUCCCACCUUGUCAAUUUGUCUUUGCUGUUUGGAGCAGUUCUAUCAUGGGGCAUAAUGUGGCCACUGAUACAUGCUCACAAGGGAGAUUGGUUUCCUAAAACUUUAAGUGAAAGCAGUAUGAAGAGUUUAAAUGGUUACAAGGUUUUCAUUUCUAUCGCUCUUAUAUUAGGAGAUGGUUUAUACAACUUUCUCAGGACACUUUUCUUUACUGGUCUAAGCAUACACAAAGCAUUGAAGAAUAAGGCUGCCAUUACAGAUGAUGCAAAUAACAAAAGUCAAUCCCUUGAUGAUCUUCAAAGAAAUGAAGUGUUCAUGAGAGAGAGCAUUCCUGUAUGGAUAGCAUGUGUUGGUUACGUGUUGUUCGCCACUGUCUCCAUCAUUGUAAUCCCUAUCAUGUUUCCGCAGCUCAAGUGGUACUUUGUUCUCGUGGCGUACGUUAUAGCCCCAUCUCUAAGCUUCUGCAAUGCUUAUGGUUCUGGUCUAACCGAUAUGAACAUGGCUUACAAUUAUGGGAAAGUAGCCCUAUUCGUUCUUGCUGCAUUGACCGGAAAAAAUGAUGGAGUCGUUGCAGGGCUAGUCGGAUGUGGCCUAAUAAAGUCCAUAGUAUCUAUAUCCUCCGACUUAAUGCAUGAUUUCAAGACUGGCCAUCUCACGCUCACUUCUCCCAGGUCAAUGCUCAUUAGCCAAGCGAUUGGGACUGCCAUCGGCUGUGUUGUAGCGCCUCUAACAUUCUUCCUCUUUUACAAAGCCUUUGAUGUUGGGGAUCCCGGCAGCAAAUACAAAGCACCCUAUGCAAUCGUUUACCGCAACAUGGCAAUUCUCGGGGUUGAAGGAUUCUCUGCGCUGCCCCAACAUUGCUUGCAGCUCUGUUAUGGGUUUUUUGCCUUUGCAGUUGCGGCAAACUUCACAAGGGAUGUAACCCCUAAAAAGUUUGGGAAAUGGGUGCCACUCCCAAUGGCUAUGGCUGUUCCAUUUCUAGUUGGUGCUAAUUUUGCGAUUGACAUGUGCGUGGGCAGCUUGAUUGUGUAUGUUUGGCACAAGAUUGAUACCAGGAAAGCCAGCUUGAUGGUUCCUGCAGUUGCUUCUGGUAUGAUAUGCGGAGAUGGAUUGUGGAUCCUUCCUUCAUCACUUUUAGCUUUGUUCAAAAUCAACCCUCCCAUUUGCAUGAACUUUUUGCCUAGAUUAAGCUCUUAA
This is a messenger RNA of Oldenlandia corymbosa var. corymbosa, 2064 nucleotides long. The record is from the annotation of a GenBank genome assembly. Lineage: Eukaryota; Viridiplantae; Streptophyta; Magnoliopsida; Gentianales; Rubiaceae.